UUCACUUCCGUAACUCCGUUACGAAAACAGAAAGUGUCGUAACGGACGCCUGACGCCGACUCACAUUUCCGGCUCCGUACUCGGCAUCUUGCUUCCCGGUGAUUCCGUACGCUCUCUUCCCGUCACGCCCUCCUACCUACGCCGGAGGGUUUCGGAGAUCGAAGGGACGGUUGAAAGAGCAACAAUGAGCGGAUUUCCGAUACGUAACGGGUUUCGGACGCUUCGGUUCGUUUCGGUGGCGUCGAGUUUCGGCUUUCUGUUGGCUGUAUACCUGCUUUAUGGGCUUCAUCACGGACCGGAGAUCGUUCCUGAGAGGAAUUCGACGGCCAAUCGCAAGCCACUCGCAGUAGUGAACAAGGAAACAACAGAUCGUAUCGGUGAGUCAUGCUCGAAGGACGACAUCGUAGUCUACCAGGGUGCAACUACUCCACUCCCAAACGGCAUCCCGACAUACACCGUCCAAAUCCUCAACGUCUGCAUCUCCGGUUGCACCAUUGCUGACAUACACAUGAGCUGCGGAUGGUUCAGCUCCGCUCGCAUGAUCAACCCUAGAAUCUUCAAACGGCUUGGCUAUGACGAUUGCCUUGUCAAUGACGGUGGCCCGCUCGGCCCCGGCGGUAGCCUCUCCUUCGAAUAUGCAAACUCCUUCCGAUACCCACUUUCCGUCGCCAAUGUUAGGUGCUACUAAAUUAUCAUGGUGAACUGCAUGCCUCAUAGACUGCACCCUUUUUGUUUAAAUAAGUAUUGCCUCUACAGUGAAAUGCUCACGUCAAGCCGGUUCGACAAUAUGUUACCAUCCAUCUAGCAGACAAUUUCUAAAUUAUUCACUAAAUGGAUAAUAUCUUAUCAUCCAACUUUUUUGAUGUGAUCAUUUCUCUCCCCCUAUAUAGUCUAUACUCUUAUAGUGAGCUUCUUCUUGUGGGGCACACUACAUGCCAUCUGCGGUAUUGAGGAUUUUCGUGUGUUUGUGUGUGAUGAAGAAAUCAAUGAAUAAUAUAUUUCAUG
Messenger RNA from Magnolia sinica, 1005 nucleotides. RefSeq names its product TPD1 protein homolog 1-like. The record is from RefSeq and is a predicted model, not a curated record. Gene Ontology annotation, biological process: cell fate determination. NCBI's taxonomy places the organism in Eukaryota, Viridiplantae, Streptophyta, Magnoliopsida, Magnoliales, Magnoliaceae. The coding region runs from base 185 to 688 and encodes 167 amino acids. The transcript has 4 exons.